Messenger RNA from Ziziphus jujuba (common jujube), 881 nucleotides. Its product is annotated as replication protein A 70 kDa DNA-binding subunit D-like. The transcript has 4 exons. NCBI's taxonomy places the organism in Eukaryota, Viridiplantae, Streptophyta, Magnoliopsida, Rosales, Rhamnaceae. The coding region runs from base 1 to 681 and encodes 226 amino acids. The record is from RefSeq and is a predicted model, not a curated record.
AUGGACAUAAUAUGUGGAAGGAUUGGUUUUGAGACAAAGUCACUGUCUACACUUCCUUCUACUGAGGACAUCAUUACCAUUAAGAUGAUAGAUAAUCAACUUAAUACGAGGAGAAGUUUUUGGAUCAAUGGUCACAUCAAAGUGACAAAUUUGAUUCAACCUUUUUGGUACUUAAGCUGUGAAAAAUGCACAAAAGCAACUGGAUAUGAAGUUGAACAGAGGUUUAAUUGCUUGUAUUGCAGACAUGAUCAAGUUAAAGCUAUGCCAAGGUGCCUAGUCAUUGUUGAUUUGAUAAAUGAGUCUUCAUCAUUGAAUGCUACAUUGUUCGGAAAUCAAGCUGAAAAAUUUCUUGGUUGCACUGCAUAUGAGUUGAUGAAUAAAUCUGAUGGGGAUUCUGUUAAAGAUAUUGAAAAAAUUGCCACAUUAUCCAGUAGUCAUAAGCUUCUAAUUCAAGUUAAAGCAUCUAAACAUGAAUAUCGUGAUAUUACAAGAUGGAAAUACACAAUCCUUUCUGUUUGUGAUACUAUUUCAAAAGAAAUCAACACAUUAACACAAACAGAUACUUCAAAUGAUGCUGAAGUUAGUCAAGUUUUAGAAAUUAUUGAAGAGCAAAGUGGAAAAUCAUUAGGCAUAACUGAAUUGAGAGGUAUGAACAUGUUUGAUACAUUAUAUCCUAAGUGAAAUUACAUGAGCUUUUAUUUAAUGUUCUAAUGCAUAUAUAUUACAACUUUCAAAAUCAGAUAUAUCUGGAAGUGUUGACAAUGCUAAGAUAGAGCAAAUGAGCAAUGAAGAUAAAGUCCUAGCUGAUUUGGUUUCAAAGCCUACUGCAAGAAACAAUGCAACAAAGAAACUAAAGCUGAUGAUUUCCAAAAGUGCAGGUG